AUGUACUCCGUUCUCGCUCUUGCCGCCCUUGUCCCCGCCGUCGUCGGGCAAACUUCUUACGGCUGCUAUACGGAAAUUCCCACUCGGGCUUUGACUGGCGCGAGCACCGCGGAUUUCGAGGCGAUGACCGUGGAGGCUUGCGAGACAUACUGCACCGAUCCCACCCGUAAUUUCACCCUCUGGGGACUAGAAUAUGGAGGCGAGUGCUACUGUGGCAACUCUCUUGACACAGGUUCCUUCCCUACCUUCCCGGAAGAUUGCUCCAUGCAAUGCACUGGAGACGCCGGUCAGACAUGCGGAGGUCCAAACCGCAUCUCUCUCUGGGGCAGUUCUGAGGAGGCCCCUCCACAUACGCCUUAUCCUCACCCUGAGGUCUCCGCCCCAGUGUACCAAGGAUGCUUUAGUGAGCUCCCCGCCCCCGAUCGGGCUCUCGCUGGAGGCUUUGGCUUCUCCCCUGCGGCCAUGACAAUCGAACGCUGUGCGGAUUACUGUCUCAACUCUGGAUUUGUCUUCUUUGGACUGCAAUACAUGGCUGAAUGCUUUUGUGGCCAUGAGCUAGAUGCUUUGAGCGUCCAACUCGAAGACACGGAUUGUGAUUUGGCCUGUACUGGUGCUCCCACCGAGACUUGCGGUGGUUCAAGCAAACUCAGCGUUUAUCAGUGGAUUUAA
Molecule: messenger RNA, 669 nt
Organism: Podospora anserina S mat+
Lineage: Eukaryota; Fungi; Ascomycota; Sordariomycetes; Sordariales; Podosporaceae
Exons: 2
Coding region: 1-669 (222 amino acids)
Source: RefSeq, a predicted model, not a curated record